GGCUCAUCUCGCCUGGCCGCCACGUCGGUCGCACGCGUCACCGCCGCCGCCGCGCCGCCGCCGCCCGCCACUCGCGAAAACUAACAUUCCCAAAUAACACAAAAUGACACACAAAAGAACCAACUACUUACACAUUAAUUGAUGUCAUUGUAAUUAAAACAAUAUACUUAAUUCAAACAAUUUCCAGUGUUCAAAAGUUAGACUUAACUUUAAGUCUAGAUUUUAGUGUUUUAGUGGACAGUGUUGUAUUGUUAUAAGUGGUUUUUGUGAAAAUUUUGUAAUAUUGAAGGUGCUGCAAAGACAGUUAAAACGUUUCCGGCAAAGGAAUUAUGUGGUUGCAGACAACUAAAAUAUACCAUAUUACUGUUAAAUUGCUCGAAGGUGUUCCGUACAAGACAUCUUUCCGGUAGUACACCGACGCUGCAACCAUGGAGGAGAAUCGCCAAAGGUUCACAGUAUCAAGCGUGGACGGCGAGGCCAAGAAGAAUGGUAUUCAUAUGGGAGCGAGUAUUAUUUCGCGGCCGCUGCGCUCUUCUGCGGAGACGGUGGAGCGAGGAGUAGUUAGCAAUAACCAGCAGGCUGAUACGUGGCUGCAUGACGCGGGCUGGAGGCGCAAGCGGUCCCUGGCCCAGCUGACCAGGGAAGCCCUGCCACGGAUGGAGAACUACAGAAACUCCAAGCGAGCAUUGAAAAGGCCAAGUCUCGGAGAACUACACGGUGAUCAUUUGAUCACUGAGGAGACGAAUGACGAGAAAGAACAUCAAAGGGAUACAAAGUCACCGACACCCGCCGGAGGAAUUAAAUUAGGAUGGAUUCAGGGGGUGCUGAUACCAUGCCUGCUAAACAUCUGGGGCGUGAUGCUGUUCCUGCGAAUAUCGUGGGUGGUGUCUCAAGCCGGGGUCGGGCUGUCCCUGGUCAUCAUCGCCAUAUCCGCCAUCGUUUGCGUCAUCACUACUCUGUCUAUGAGCGCCAUCUGCACCAAUGGGGAGGUCAAAGGAGGUGGCAUAUACUACAUAAUAUCAAGAUCUCUGGGCCCCGAGUUCGGCGCAUCAGUCGGUAUAAUCUUCGCAUUCGCCAAUGCCGUAGCAGCUAGUAUGAACACUAUUGGAUUCUGCGAAUCCCUCAACGACCUGCUCAAGUCCACCGGUGGAGGUAUCGUGGACAACGGGGUCAAUGACAUCAGGAUAGUGGGGCCUGUUGCUCUGCUCAUCAUGUGCGUCAUAUGCGCUGUCGGGAUGGACUGGGAGAGUAAAGCGCAGAAUUUCCUGAUCGCCAUUAUAGUGGGAGCUAUGGUGGACUUCGUGGUCGGAACCAUCAUGGGACCGAAAGACGUUGGGGAAAUUGCUAAAGGAUUCGUGGGUCUGAGCUCGACAACUCUCGCGUCGAACUUCAAGCCGGACUUCAGGUUCAGCGAGAACGUGAACCAGGACUUCUUCAGCGUGUUCGCCAUCUUCUUCCCAUCCGUCACCGGCAUCCAGGCCGGCGCUAACAUCUCCGGAGACCUCAAGGACCCAGCAUCAGCGAUCCCGAAAGGCACGCUGCUAGCCCUCCUGAUCUCCAUGGUGAGCUACGCCCUGAUGGUGCUCUUGUCCGGCGCCGCAGCCCUGCGGGACGCGUCGGGGAACAUCACCGACCUGAUCAUCACCAACGGCUCCGUCAACUACGACUAUAUUGCUGCCAGUUGCACCAACGGUACUCAAAUCAACUGCGAGUACGGGCUGCAUACCAGCUACUCUGUAAUGCAGCUGAUGUCAGCGUGGGGUCCGUUCAUCUACGGCGGGUGCUGGGCGGCCACGCUAUCGACAGCUCUCACUAACCUGCUAUCAGUACCUCGCCUCAUCCAAGCACUCGGCGUGGACCGCAUCUACCCUGGCCUCAUCUUCUUCUCCAAGCCCUACGGCCGCCAUGGAGAACCUUACAGAGGAUACGUUCUUACCUUCUUCGUCUCGCUCAUGUUUCUGCUUAUUGCGGACCUGAACACGAUCGCGCCGCUGAUAUCCAACUUCUACCUGGCGUCGUACGCGCUCAUCAACUUCUGCACAUUCCACGCCGCGCUCGUCAGACCGCUGGGCUGGCGGCCCACCUUCCGGUACUACAACGUGUGGUUGUCUCUGGCCGGGUUCCUGAUGUGCGUGGCCAUCAUGCUGCUCAUCAGCUGGGUCAUGUCCCUUGUCACCUUCGCCAUCUUCUUCACGCUCUACCUCAUCGUGCACUACAGGAAACCUGAUGUGAACUGGGGUAGCAGCACACAGGCCCAGAUGUACAAGACGGCGCUCUCCAGUGCUCACAACCUAGCCCGCACGGGCGAACACGUGAAGAACUACUGGCCACAGCUGCUGGUACUGACAGGAAGACCACAGGCUCGCCCGGCGCUGGUCGACCUGGGGAACCUCAUCACUAAAGCUGGUUCUCUUAUGAUGGUUGGGGAUAUCUCGCCGACGAAGCUUUCCUACAAGGAGCGAGCAUCCCGAGCGCGCGCUUGCGACGAGUGGCUGCGCGAGCGGAAGGUGAGGGCGUUCUACUCGAGCGUGUCGGGGUUUAACUUCGAGCUCGGCGCGCGCGCACUGGUGCAGGCCAGCGGCGUGGGCAGGCUCGCGCCCAACGUGCUGCUCAUGGGGUACAAGGCUGACUGGACCACCGCGCCGCCCAACGAUCUCGUCUCUUACUUCAAUGUUUUGCACGCGGCAUUCGAGAACCGUCUAGCAGUAGCUAUACUGCGCGUAUCAGGGGGUCUGGACUACAGCCUGGUGGUGUCAGAGGAGGGCGUAGUGUCAGGACUGACUGCAACGUCCAGUGGGAGUGGGGACCUCCGAGUCAGGUCCCCGCAUAUCAUGCACGCGGACUCGGACCUUGAUAUCAGGUCACCUGACUCGCAAGUUGCCAGUAGACACAAUCUUACCAAUUUGAUCGGCCUAACGACGUCGCGCUCGUUCACGAUAUCGGAGUGCAACAGCAAGGAGAAGAAGAAGGAGAAGAAGCCGCUGGAUAUCGCGCGCCAGAUCGUCUACAAGACCUCUACCGGCAUCGAGCUCUCCAAGGACCAGCUCUCACAGAUGACUAUCUUCCAGAGGAACCAGGAGGCAGGCACAAUAGACGUGUGGUGGCUGUACGACGACGGCGGGCUGACGAUCCUGAUGCCGUACAUCAUCUCGCAGAGGUCGGCGUGGGCAAAGUGCAAGCUCAGGAUCUUCGCGCUCGCCAACCGGCGGCAUGAGAUGGAGCUUGAGGAGAGGAACAUGGCCAACCUGUUGGGCAAGUUCCGGAUCGACUACUCGUCGCUGACGAUGGUUCAGGACAUCACGGAGGCGCCGCAAGACGACACCAAGAAACUCUUCGAGGACCUCACCAAGAAGUUCACUGACGAGAACGCUAAUGAAGAAUGCCGCAUCAAUGAAACUGAGAUGCUGACACUGGCAGGCAAGACGAACAGACAGCUGCGUCUACGCGAGUUGUUACUAGAAAACUCCAAGGACGCGAGGCUUGUUGUCAUGUCGCUGCCCAUGCCGAGAAAGGGGUCGGUGUCCGCGCCGCUGUACAUGGCCUGGCUGGAGGUGCUGAGUCGAGACCUGCCGCCCGUGCUCUUCGUCCGGGGAAACCAAACCUCUGUACUCACCUUCUACUCCUAAACUACGCGAGCCACGUUCCGAUGGACCUUGUAGGAUAAUUAUGAACGAAUGUUACUUUUUUUAAGACCCGGUUUUCUAUUGGGCCUUACGACCAAAUUAUCAUUUUAUAAGGGCAUCUGCAAUAAAUUAUUUGUUUCACAUAAACUAUGGUCUGGCACCAGAUAACCGUGUGGCUCUAUGGGCAACUGUUUCGACAAUGCACAAAUAAUGUUUUUAAAUAUAAUUUGUACUAAGUAUGUACAACGUUUAAAAGAAAACUCGGAAAGUACUUAUAAUACCUGUGCAGCAAUUUUUAUUUAUUUAUGUAAAUCAAUAAUAAUAAAAGUCGAUCAAACUUAAUUUCACAAAGAACCAAAGUACAGUUUUAGCAUAAUUUAUAAUUUAUUAAGAUAAGUUAGACUUAUAAGUAACAAAGUUGCGUAGAAUAAGUUAGCUAAUUAUUUAAUAAUAUUAAAAGCUCUCAAUUUUAAGGACUAAUAAUGAGUGUCACACGAAACAAGUUUUUUUAAUUAUUUUUAAACAAAAGUAUAUACUUUUUAAACAGUUUCCCUGUUAUUUUAAAUAGUGACUAAAUGUAACAAAUUCGUAAGUAUAUCUAAUUAAAAAUAUUCAACGAAAGUAUUAUUGGUUAUUCUAUGCUCCAAUUGUAUGACAGUAGUGCACAACCAUUUUUUAUAAUAAAACGUGAUAUUAUUUUUGAUACGUUAUUAAUUUAUAUGCCUCCGAUAGACAUUAAGAUUUAUUGUAAGAAUUAAUAAUAUACGCAAUUAUAAGCUGUUUUGAAACGAUUUUGUAAUUGUAAGCAAUCUAGACGAAUGAAAAGUUAUUUUUCUGAAUAAAAUAAUUGUUCUUUA
Messenger RNA from Pectinophora gossypiella (pink bollworm), 4480 nucleotides. It is a transcript of the gene NKCC, whose product is annotated as bumetanide-sensitive sodium-(potassium)-chloride cotransporter. Gene Ontology annotation, biological process: cell volume homeostasis; potassium ion homeostasis; potassium ion import across plasma membrane. Gene Ontology annotation, molecular function: sodium:potassium:chloride symporter activity. Gene Ontology annotation, cellular component: membrane. Bases 429 to 3626 code for a protein of 1065 amino acids. The transcript has 20 exons. Lineage: Eukaryota; Metazoa; Arthropoda; Insecta; Lepidoptera; Gelechiidae. The record is from RefSeq and is a predicted model, not a curated record.